AACUAAACCCAGUUUCGUAGUAAACAUGGGGUCUUCCAUGGCCUCCCUCUUUCUCACUCUUCUAAUCUUAGCUGUGUCUCUCAGUUUGCCUUUUGAAACCUCCGCGGAUUACACUUAUUCCUCUCCUCCGCCACCACACAAGAAACCUUACAAAUACAAGUCUCCUCCCCCACCAACCCCUGUUUAUAAGUAUAAGUCUCCACCACCACCACCAGUGCAUUAUCCUCCUCCACCUUACAAGUACAAGUCUCCUCCUCCUCCUCCCCCGAUUUAUAAGUACAAGUCUCCCCCACCUCCACCCAAGCACCCAUACAAAUACAAGUCUCCUCCACCACCUCCAACUUCAGUUUACAAAUAUAAGUCGCCACCACCACCAUCACCACCCAAGCAUCCUUACAAGUACAAAUCUCCACCACCACCACCUCCGGUUUACAAGUAUAAGUCUCCACCACCUCCAGUGCACUAUCCUCCACCACCUUAUAAGUACAAGUCCCCACCACCACCACCGCCAUCACCACCAAAACAUCCUUACAAGUACAAGUCUCCACCACCACUAUCACCACCCAAACAUGCUUACAAGUACAAGUCUCCACCCCCGCCACCUCCAGUUUACAAGUACAAGUCUCCACCACCUCCGGUGCACUAUCCUCCACCCCCUUACAAGUACAAGUCCCCACCACCUCCACCACCAUCACCACCCAAACAUCCUUACAAAUACAAGUCACCACCACCUCCUCCAUCCCCACCCAAGCAUCCUUACAAGUACAAGUCUCCACCACCACCAGUGCACUCUCCUCCACCACCUUAUAAGUACAAGUCUCCUCAUCCUCCUCCCAAGGAGUCAUACAAGUACAAGUCUCCUCCCCCACCGUCACCCCAUUAUGUCUACUCUUCACCCCCUCCUCCUCACCACUACUAAUCUACGGCUUUGACAGUAAGGAGAAGAGUGAUUCAAAUAAAGCAACAAAAGAUGGUUUGAAAAUAAAUAUAAAGAGCCAUAAAGAAGAAAAUUAGGAGCCAAGCCUAGUCUCCGCGUUUGAAGUGAAUAAUGUAGACGUAUUUAUAUUUGGCAAUGUAUUAUUCAGUUGGUCCACUUGUUUUUACUCCUGUCUUUCUGCUUAAUAAUAAAAAUGAAUCCUU
This is a messenger RNA of Hibiscus syriacus, 1140 nucleotides long. Its product is annotated as extensin-1-like. Gene Ontology annotation, molecular function: structural constituent of cell wall. Gene Ontology annotation, biological process: plant-type cell wall organization. The transcript has 3 exons. Lineage: Eukaryota; Viridiplantae; Streptophyta; Magnoliopsida; Malvales; Malvaceae. Bases 26 to 919 code for a protein of 297 amino acids. The record is from RefSeq and is a predicted model, not a curated record.